Messenger RNA from Cuscuta europaea, 1962 nucleotides. The record is from the annotation of a GenBank genome assembly. Lineage: Eukaryota; Viridiplantae; Streptophyta; Magnoliopsida; Solanales; Convolvulaceae.
AUCGAACAACCGUUCAGCUCCCAGUGUACGAGUAUUUUCUCUCAUUUCUGCGCAUCAAACGAAAACCCCUCAGCUCCCCUCUUCCGUUUCAGCCUCUACGCAUUCAAGCCUCCAUAGUAAUGGCGUCUGGAGAUCCGUUUACUUCUUCAAAGGUCGGCUUAUGGCUUAUAAAUAAUCUGACCCGGCUGUCGAGCAGAUUUUCGAAUUCUCUGUUGUUCUACUACUCCGAUUGUUUGCAGUUUGAGAACAGCGUGUUUAAUCUGAGGGCUUGAGAGAUCGUUUGCAGUUUGAGCUGAACGGGUUUCAUCUGGAGGUUGUUAUGGCAAAAGCACUUGACUUAGUGGACAUCACCCCACAAAUGAGAGGAUGGAGUUGUCAAGUACGUAUUGUGAAAAAAUUCGAUGAAAAGUUGUCAACCAACACACCUGGAAAACGUUUCAUGCAAAUCCUGCUCGAAGACAAACAAGUAAUCAUCAUUUUUCCACUACAACAGGGAAUCCGAGUUCAAGCGGUGGUUUUUGACAACGACAUCCCAAGAUACAACUCCACACUCCAUCUUGACUCCUGCUACACCAUUUCCAAUGCGAAUGUCAAACCUCAACGCCCUAAUUACAGUGUUCCAGAUGAGAGGUACAAGUACACAUGGAUAUUAAGUGGUCGUACAGUCGUCCAACCGCUACGUGAUUCAUCUGCUUUCAUCAAUGCAAGUAACAAAGUAUACAACACUUUCUAUGAUGUUUACCACUACAUGAAAUCUGGAAUUGAAAUCUCACUUAUGGGCAUCGUGAUAGACAAACUCCCAAAGGAAGUCAUUCCCACCAGUAAGGGUGAUAAACAUAUCAAGGAGAUUGUGUUGGUCGAUGAAAAGCUGAAACCAAUAGCACUUACUCUUUGGGGAGAUUUUGCUGAUACUGAGGGAAGCGAAAUUGUCAACUUGUUGAAUGUGAACGAAUACCCCCUCAUAUCUAUUGAAAAUAUAGGUGUCACACCCUUCAAAGGUAUUUCAUUGUGCACAAAACCCCAUUCUACGGUAACAAUCAAUCCUAUAUCUUCAAGAGCUCAACAAUUGCAAAAGUGGGCAGUUGAAAAUCGUCCUACUCUUGAUGCACUUAAGAUAUGCCGUGAAUACAAUAAUGCUGCAAUUAACCUUGCAAUUCCAGUCGUUGCUGAAAUUUCUAAAAUAUCUGAAGUACCUCCAUCAAUUGAUCCGACGAAACCCGUUUGGAUUCACGGCAAAAUCAAUCUGCAGCUUGAAGGUGAUAGUCUUUGGUACAUGGCUUGUAGCAACUGUUUGAAAACAGUUUAUGCAGAUUCUGAUACAAGGUUUUUUUGCAUGCAUUGUGGUACGGAGGAUGCAAUUGCUACUCCAAGAUCCAGAGCGAAUGUCUCAAUCACUGAUACUACUUCAACAAUUGAAGCCUCGGUUUUUGGGCAAUGCGUGGAAAAACUUCUGCUCAUGACUAGCAAACAAAUUAUGGAAGUGGAGCUGCAGGGUAAGAAGGCAUCAUUUCAAUAUGCAAACAAGCGCUUGGAUAAGGAAGAGUAUAUUGUACAACUGAGGUCGCAAUCAAGUACUUAUCAAACCAACCCAGGACCCUCCUACACCAUAACAUCUUUGCAUGAUGCAUCUCAUUACAUUGUCACAACCAACAUUGAUCCAUCAACCCCUCCUUCAUCAAAGAUGAAGCUCCCACACUCGGGAGUAGAAGAUUCGCCUGUUGAUUUGAAGCGGCAGAGAAAAACUGGAUUACUUAUCACCAUUACCCACUACUUCGUUUACUCCAACUAUUUUCCUAGAACUAUUGUUUUAAUUUUCUUUCAAACGCUGUAGCCCAAUACAUAUUUGACUACGUCUUUGAUUAAAACAUUUUUGUGUUUAUUAUGUUUGUUUUGAUAUAAAACACAAAUACAUACUACUGUUUCAUGUGAAUCUCACUACUAUUCUGUUUAUUAUAAUCAUGU